AUGUCGCACAAACCAACACCUUAUUCCCCAAAUUUCCCCCCGUCUCAAGGAUAUGCUCCGCCUCCUGACAGUAAAGAGGGCUAUCCCAUGAAUCCACAAGGAGGAUACCCUGGCCCUCCACCUCCAGGACCCCAACUUCCACCUGGAGCCCAACCUUUACCAGGAAUGCAGCCCGGGUUCCAACCUGGAUUUCAACCUGGCUUCCAACCGGGAUACCCUCAUCCUCAACCAGGGUAUCCUCAGCCAGGCUACCCACAGCCGGGCUAUGGUCCACCUGGACCUGUAGUUCAACAGCCCGGUCCUCAAGUGCCACCAGGUGGAUGGAUGACAGUACCGCAAGGGCUCAGCAAUUGUCCACCAGGAUUGGAAUACCUUUCUAUGAUUGAUGGAUUACUGGUACAUCAAAAGGUGGAGCUUUUGGAGGCAUUUGUGGGUUUUGAGACCAACAACAAGUACACAGUGAAAAAUAGUGUUGGCCAAAAAGUUUACUAUGCUGUGGAAGACAAUGAUUGCUGUACCAGAAACUGCUGUGGACCUAUGCGACCUUUCGACAUGAAAAUCAUGGAUAAUUUCAGGAAUGAGGUCAUCCACCUCCAUCGUCCACUGGCUUGUGAUUCGUGCUGGUGCCCAUGCUGGCUGCAAAGCAUGGAGGUCUCUGCCCCACCAGGCACUGUGAUUGGCUCCAUUGAACAAGAAUGGUCUAUUUGCAAGCCCUGUUACGUCAUUAAAAACGCUGCAGGUGACGUUGUCCUGAGAAUCAAGGGACCGUUGUGCACAUUCUCCAUUUGUGGAGAUGUUGAAUUUCAUGUUUACUCCAAGGAUGGAGAAACUAAAGUUGGUAAGAUUACGAAACAAUGGUCAGGUUUGGCGCGGGAGGCAUUCACUGAUUCUGAUUACUUCGGAAUCACUUUCCCUAUGGAUCUGGAUGUCAAAAUAAAGGCCGUUCUUUUGGGAGCUUGCUUCCUCAUUGACUUCAUGUUCUUUGAGAAGUCUGGAAACCAGGAGACAGACCGUCCUGGUAUGCUGUAA
This is a messenger RNA of Spodoptera littoralis (African cotton leafworm), 1029 nucleotides long. The record is from the annotation of a GenBank genome assembly. NCBI's taxonomy places the organism in Eukaryota, Metazoa, Arthropoda, Insecta, Lepidoptera, Noctuidae.